This is a messenger RNA of Cyclocybe aegerita, 1329 nucleotides long. The record is from the annotation of a GenBank genome assembly. NCBI's taxonomy places the organism in Eukaryota, Fungi, Basidiomycota, Agaricomycetes, Agaricales, Hemipholiotaceae.
AUGCUUACAGUAGGCAUCCUCGUUAGGCAGGAUGAUGGUGGGGCCUACCAUUCACGGUUGUGGGCAGCACACCAUUUAGGCGGCCUUAAAUUUCCACCUCAUACCUCACAUUUGAUAAUGGCAGAAAUCGGUGGGGCGACUAUAGGCGGAGUAGCGAGCAUCGCGGCUGCCCUCUACAUGAGUGCUGCAGGAUUUUCCGCCCGCCAUGACCAGUGCCACGAUUCUCAGGUGGCGGAUACGCAACUGCUUGCCAAAAGUUUCGAGAAGGCAUACAGGGAUGGAGAUCUCAGCGAUGAAGACUAUAGCAAAUAUCUAGAAUUGAGGAGCGUGGCAAUAGCGUCGGCAUGGGAAUACCGGAACACCAUUCGUUCAUACAAGGAUACUAGUCCACUGAAUUUUUUGAAGAAGCGGAGAAGAAGGAAAGACGUAAGGGAAAGGAAGGAGCAAACAUGUUUGACGAACCAGAAGUUGUUGGACCAUUAUUACUUCGCCUCGAGUGGCUCGGACGCGUCCUCCAUCACUGCUGCCUCUGGUUCGCCCCCUGGCUCAGGGCUUGAAAAUGAGAAUAUAAGAGAUUGGAUUGCGGAUGUCGAUACCUGGGAAGAGUGUCGAGAACUGAGUGACAACAACUCCGAUUCUGAUUCCGAUUCAAACUUCUCGGAAUGUGGCGUUGACGACGAAGCGUCUCAUGCAUGCCAAGAGUUCAUGAAGGAGUUCACCCCAUCCCUCCAUUCGCAAACUCCCAAUACCGGGGAGGAUCGAUCGACUUUCUACUACGCAAACAAUCAACCACAUUUCUUGACAGACCAAGAUGGGAGAGGCAAGCCAGGGCUUGUGUUUAGUGAUCAGGAUUCCGUCUCCGAGCAGAGCGUGUUUGACUUCUCGGACACCGUCGCGCUUUCUCUAAUUGAGGAAGAGCAUGUUCAGGACCAUGCUGCAUCAUGGGAGACACCAAUCCUUCACGCGAACCAGUGCUUGGAAGAUGUCUUUAGUUCUCAGCGUAAAUCGAAAGAGGACUCUUGCCUCGCGGACUGGGACUCUCGCUUCGCAGACUGGGACCCCGACUUCGCAGAGCCAGGUUCCUCAACUCAUUGUCUGGAAAUUUCCCGACAGAAUGCGUGGGCAGCAUAUCAACACGACCGAGUUGCGCUGGCCGAAUCUGCACGAAUAUUUUAUGCAACCUGUAUUCAUUGGCUCGAAUGUUAUAUAGUGAGUAAACGGGGGGCACCGGAGCCCGAAAACUCUCUGGCUAGCUUGGAGAGUGCAGUGCAGCUUUACAAGGAAAGACUAGAGUGUUUAGCUGAGCGUCGUCGAGAGUUGGAGGAUUAA